CAUGUGAAAUGUGUCUGCGACUCUCGCUUGACUGUGAUCCUGAUACCAGUGUUGGCCUGAGGCAUGGUAGGUACUGUUAUAGUCAGAUGAACUAUAUGUGGAGGAGUCUCUCCUGUCCCUCCAUUUCCCUUACUAACUUGUGUUGCCUACUAUUUUCAGGUAUCCAGUUUCGCCUCCCUUCUUCCUGCAGUGUGGACCGAGCCAAUCCACCUCCAGCGGUGACGCACACGCCUAGCUAUAAGGCAAAGACGCCACCGCCGGUGCCACCUCGCGCCACCUCCAAGCCCCUCAUCUCGGUGACGGCCCAGAGCAGCACAGAUUCCACCCAGGAUGCCUACCACGAGGGAAGGCACCCGCGGGGGAGUAUCCUGUGGGCGCCGGACGGUCUGGGCGGCUCGGGUCGAAACCUCUACAACUCCACCGACAGCCUGGAUAGUGCCAAGGCGGUGACGUUGGCCAUGGAGACGGCGGCGGGCAAGCGGCACGCCUCCAUGGGCAGCCACAGCUCCGUGCAGACGUGUGACAAGGCGGUGCUCGUGUCCAAGGCUGAGGAAUACCUCAAAACACCACGCUCUUCCAUAGGGAUUCAGGCAAGACAAGUUCAUUCAUACACACAUAUGCUCAUACACACACACAUUAUCUGA
Oncorhynchus keta (chum salmon) is the source of this 644-nucleotide messenger RNA. Its product is annotated as disks large-associated protein 2. The coding region runs from base 9 to 644 and encodes 211 amino acids. The record is from RefSeq and is a predicted model, not a curated record. Gene Ontology annotation, biological process: signaling. NCBI's taxonomy places the organism in Eukaryota, Metazoa, Chordata, Actinopteri, Salmoniformes, Salmonidae. Gene Ontology annotation, molecular function: molecular adaptor activity. Gene Ontology annotation, cellular component: glutamatergic synapse; postsynaptic specialization. The transcript is spliced from 3 exons.